AGCCGAAGGAGGCGGGCCCAGCCUCCAGGCGGCGGAUGUGGUGCGCCGGGCGUGAGCGCGCUCCCGUCACUCUUCUUGGAAUUUGGAGGGCUCGCUCGGCUUCUGUGGCCGCGGCGCGCCAAGCGGGGCAGGACCCUUCGCCGCGCCUCGGAAACCCGGCGGCGGGCUGAGGGGAGGCGAGGCCUCCCUCCCUCCCCUCUCGGCGCUCUUCUCGCCCCCAGCAUGGAGCUCUUCCAAGCCAAGGACCACUACAUCCUGCAGCAAGGGGAGCGGGCGCUGUGGUGCAGCCGCGCCGACGGCAGCCUCCAGCUGCGUCCCGCUACUGACCUGCUUUUGGCUUGGAAUCCAAUUUGUCUGGGCUUGAUUGAGGGACUUAUUGGAAAAGUUCAGCUUCACACAGAUUUGCCUUGGUGGUUGAUUCUAAUUCGCCAAAAAGUAGUGGUUGGCAAGCUUCCAGGAGAUCAUGAAAUAUGCAAAGUGACAAAGAUUGCAGCAGUACCACUCUCUGAAGCAGAACCUCAGGAUCUGGAACUGGAGCUCUGUAAAAAACAUCAUUUUGGAAUAAACAAACCAGAGAAGAUUACCCAGUCUCCAGAUGACUCUAAAUUUCUGCUCAAGACCUUCACUCAAAUUAAAUCAAAUGUUUCUGCUUCUAAUAAAAAGAAGGUUAAAGAAAGUAAAGAGAAAGAGAGACUGGAGAGGCGGCUGCUGGAAGAACUAUUCAAAAUGUUUAUGGACUCAGAUUCUUUUUAUUACAGUUUGACUUAUAACCUAACAAACUCCGUGCAAAGGCAAAGUGCAUGUGAGAAGGCUAACUUGCCACUCUGGAAGAAGGUUGAUGAUAGAUUUUUUUGGAACAAACACAUGCUAGAAGACUUGAUCAAUAUUGGUAAAUCUGAAGUGGAUUUUUGGAUUAUCCCAGUCAUCCAGGGAUUUGUUCAGAUUGAAGAGCUUGUAGUUAAUUAUAAUGAAGCAUCAGAUGAAGAGAAAAGCAGUCCUGAGACACCACCCCAAGAGCCAGUCUGCGUGGAUGAUAUUCACCCAUGUUUUCUUGUGGCCCUUAUCUCACGCCGAAGUCGCCACAGAGCUGGAAUGCGUUACAAACGGAGAGGCGUUGAUAAAAAUGGGAAUGUGGCAAAUUAUGUGGAGACAGAACAAUUGAUUCACGUCCAUAACCACACCCUCUCUUUCGUUCAGACGAGAGGCUCAGUGCCUGUGUUCUGGAGUCAGGUUGGUUACAGAUACAAUCCCCGGCCACGACUGGACAAAUGUGAAAAAGAAACUGUUCCAUAUUUCCGUGCACAUUUUGAAGAACAGUUGAAAAUUUAUACAAAACAGAUUAUCAUUAACUUGGUGGACCAAGCUGGACGAGAAAAAAUUAUUGGUGAUUCCUAUCUUAAACAAGUUUUAAUGUACAACAAUCCAAGUCUUACAUAUGUUUCAUUUGACUUCCAUGAACACUGCCGUGGAAUGAAGUUUGAAAAUGUUCAAACAUUGACAGAUGCCAUUUCGGACAUAAUCACUGAUGUGAAGUGGUGCUGGGUGGACCAAGCUGGAGUGAUUUGUAAGCAGGAAGGGAUUUUCCGAGUUAACUGCAUGGAUUGCCUGGAUCGAACCAACGUUGUCCAAGCUGCCGUGGCCCGUAUAGUUAUGGAACAGCAGUUGAAGAAGUUGGGUGUGAUGCCACCGGAACAACCACUGCCAAUGAAAUGCAAUCGGAUCUACCAGAUUAUAUGGGCUAACAAUGGCGAUGCCAUAAGCAGACAAUAUGCGGGAACAGCAGCUUUAAAGGGUGAUUUCACAAGAACUGGUGAAAGGAAGCUGGCAGGAGUCAUGAAAGAUGGUGUUAAUUCUGCAAAUAGAUACUACUUAAACCGCUUCAGGGAUGCUUAUAGGCAGGCAGUCAUUGAUUUAAUGCAGGGCAUUCCUGUGACAGAGGAUCUUUAUUCCAUAUUCACAAAAGAGAAAGAACAUGAAGCGCUGCACAAGGAGAACUUGAGAAGUCAUCAGGAACUGAUUAGCCAGUUAUUGCAAAGUUACAUGAAGUUACUAUUACCAGAUGAUGAAAAAUUCCAUGGUGGUUGGGCACUUAUUGACUGUGACCCAAGCCUUGCGGAUGCUACUCAUAAAGAUGUGGAUGUCCUCCUUCUGCUUUCUAACUCAGCAUACUAUGUAGCCUAUUAUGAUGAUGAAGUAGAUAAAGUAAAUCAAUACCAAAGGCUGAGCCUUGAAGAUUUGGAAAGAAUAGAAAUAGGUCCCGAACCAACUCUCUUUGGGAAGCCCAAGUUCUCGUGCAUGAGGCUCCAUUAUAAAUACAAAGACACAAGUGGAUAUUUCCAUACUCUUAGAGCGGUGAUGCGCAACCCUGAAGAGGAUGGAAAAGAUACUCUUCAGUGCAUUGCGGAGAUGCUGCGAAUCACAAAACAAGCCAUGGGGUUAGAUGUAGCCAUUAUUGAGAAGAAACUGGAGAGGAAAAGCAGUAAACCCCAUGAGGACAUCAUUGGUAUUAGAUCCCAAAACAGAGGCUCCCUAGCCCAAGGAAAAAACUACUUAAUGAGCAAGUUCUCAUCUCUUAAUCAGAAAGUGAAGCAAACCAAAUCCAAUGUAAACAUGAGCAACCUGAGAAAGUUGGGGAACUUCACGAAGCCUGAAAUGAAAGUCAACUUCUUAAAGCCGAACUUGAAAGUGAAUCUUUGGAAAUCUGACAGUAGUCUUGAAACCAUGGAAAAUCCCAUGGCAGAUGCUAAAGCCAACGUAGAAUCUGACAUUGAGAUCUCCUCCGACAAUGAUUCAUUCCAUUCUGAUGAGUACCUUACAAAUUCCAAAUCUGAUGAUGACCAGCAGUUCAUGGACUCCUUGGAGAACGUGGGACAGAUAGAUUAUGUUCUGCCCAGUUGUGGUAUCAUCGCCUCUGCUCCUCGGCUAGGCAGUCGGUCCCAGUCUAUAAGCAGCACUGACAUUAACAUUAGCAUUCCUGUUCCUUCAGAAAUCCACGUGACACACUUUGAAGACCAAACUAACAAGUCUGAAUCGGAAGGGAAAGGACCCCAGGAAACUCCUGCCACAGACAAUGCUGUAAUAGAGUUCACUAAGCCAAUUGAUGCCUACUGCCACAGAUUUGUGCAGGAUGCUCAAACUAAGAUGACAAGUGUUUCAGAAACAGAGAUGAAUUCUCAAGAAGCUCAGCAAGAGUUGGAUCGCAUUAGCAAUAACGCUUCUAAGAAAACUGAAUCUUGCUUGGGAACAGCUGUUGAGGCUCCUUCCAGACCAUCUAAAUUGGAUGUACCAUUUUCAGAGUCAGGAUCACAAUUCUUAGCAGUAGAAAACACCAAUGCUAAGUCUCAUAAUACUCCAGGCUCCUCAUCCAGUGUCCUGGAAGCUGGGUCAGGGUUUCAUAUGACGCCUUCACCAGCAGAGAGUAAUGGCAGUAGGGCAGUCUCUCCUUUUGCAAAGAUUCGCAGCUCUAUGGUUCAGGUGGCUAAUAUUACACAAGCUGGUUUGACCCAAGGAAUCAGCUUUGCGGUGGCUAAAGUCCAGAAAAGCCCAGCUGAACCAGAAUCCGUAAAUGAAAUUCAGCAAAAUGAACUGAGAGAAAUGUUCACGCAGUGUCAGACACGGAUAAUUCAGAUCUAGAGAGCACACGUUUCAGAUUUAAGUUGUACAUAUUGCUAAACAAAUGGUUUGUAACGGCCCCUUGAGGGGAGGGGGUGAACCAACUGCCACUAAGUAUUGGUAUCAAAAAAAAUGCCAGUAACUAUGUUUACAGAAAGGUUUGGGAGAUGCUAAUUGGGUUCUGAACGGGUUUCAGAAUUAUCCUCAGGCAGCUGAGCUGGUGAAGGUAAAACUACUAAACAGGUAGCUCAUACACCAGUGGUUGAUGUGCAUGUUAAGUUUGCGUGAUCCAUUGCACAGUUAUCUUUUGAGACCAGUUUCUAUAGGCCUUCUGAUUUAUGUAGAAGGGGGGUGGUACUGAACACCUGUCAACCUUAUUAAUCUUGCACUGUACCAGUGAACUAUUUUACUCACAGAUGACAUUCUAUUUAUUUUUCAGACUAACUUUUUUUAUUUAUAUUUUUAAAUUUGUUUUCUUGUCGUUCUAGUUGCAUUCCUAAGGGAGGUGGUCUCUGCAGAGGAAGGACUUAAAUACCUAUGCCUGUGGGGGGUGGUUUACUCUCCUUCCUCUCCCAUCGAUUCCUUGCUUCUUCCUACCUCUGUUAAUUUAUAACUAUGGUAUCUAGGAGCAAUCAAUAAUAUAGUAAUGAGUAAAAGCUUGCAGGGCAGCUGCUGAAAAGGUUUUUUCUUACAACAAUAAAUAAUCUUUUAAAAAAACUUACAGUGUGUCUGCAAGCUAUUAUGUGUCUUCUGUAGUGAAACUUGACACCCUACUCUUAGGCUGCAGCCUUUUUUUCUUUUUGAGGAAAAACAAAGGUCUAACUUUAAAAAAAAAUGCUGAAUGUCAGGUAUGUGCUAGUGUGUUCAUAUGAGGAGACAAUUACCUAAAUAAGCACGAAAGCACCAAAAAGGACAUAAUCUAAAACAUACUCAUCCAUAAAAUCAUACAGCUGAUAUUUAAAAUCCAAUUAAUGCAAAGUGUUUCGAAACAGUUGUAGUUGUAAUCAGUUGUGAGACCAAUUCUGGCUUUGUCACAGUACUGGUGGGGAAUGAGGCCGCAUCUAAACGUUUCCCCGGGAAUCUGAUUCCAAAAACCUGAUGUGUAAGAAGUAAUUUCCUAUAUAGCUCAUUCUGUUAUUUCCCGGAGGAGUCUUGUGACUGAUGUUCUAUAGUAGAAUGUAGCAGCAGAAACAACAUUGGAUUCUGCUAAGCUUCAUAGCCUCACUAGUCCUCAUUCUAGAGCCAGGGUCUCUGUAUGUUAGUACAUGUGUACUAUAGCUAGACUGCAUGUACUGUUCUAAGCAGUUAACGAGUGUCAUAAUGGUGGUAUGAUGUCUUUGAAUAUCUCUGCUAUAACAGAAGUGAUCAUCACCUUAACCUGAUUGUCCUUGUCUAAUACUUUUGAUACUGUUUCCAUUUUGUUAUUUAUUUCUUAUUACUGUAAUGUGUAUUCCUUUUUUUGGAGUGUCUGUAUAAAUUUGUGGGUAUAUUUAAAAUAAUAUUGUAUUGUUUUAACGUGGGAGACCUAUAUAAAAUAUUUUAAUAAAAAAUACUAAUAGUA
Molecule: messenger RNA, 5173 nt
Organism: Podarcis raffonei (Aeolian wall lizard)
Lineage: Eukaryota; Metazoa; Chordata; Lepidosauria; Squamata; Lacertidae
Gene: INPP5F
Product: inositol polyphosphate-5-phosphatase F
Exons: 20
Coding region: 223-3633 (1136 amino acids)
Biological process (GO): phosphatidylinositol dephosphorylation; regulation of endocytic recycling
Cellular component (GO): clathrin-coated endocytic vesicle; early endosome
Molecular function (GO): phosphatidylinositol-4-phosphate phosphatase activity
Source: RefSeq, a predicted model, not a curated record